AGGCCCAAAAUAGACCAGUGAGUGGUGGUGCUUCAGAGUGCGCGUCUCCGAAUCUCGCGCUUCUCGUCUGCGAUUCGAAAAAAUUCGUCUGCAAAUACCGAAAAUAAUAUUUUUCAACGGCCCGAGAAAGGUCACAGGUCAGACAGUUACUCGCCCGGGAGGAGGUCACCUUUGGCAGCUCCGAAAGCAGCACACACGCGCCCAGUGAGGUUGGAAGCUGAGGCGAAAAUGGACGCCGUGUACCCAGAGCCGCUGUCUCGGUUGCAUGCGUCUCAACAACACCGCCGUCCUGUCCGCAAAAACAAAGGCCGCAAAGGCUCAACAGCGGCGCGCUACAGGACCCAGCCGGUCACUUUCCAGGAAAUACAGGAAGUUGAUGAGGAGAACCUGGAGGACGGUGGGUUUUUUUCAAGAUGCGAGGCGCACAGCUCGGCCAAUUCGAGGUCCGAGUUGGACCUGAAGGCGCACUUUUCCGAGUUCCUGAAGCUGCAGAAGGAGGCGAUCAGCGAGCGGAUAAAAGAGCAGCCGAGUGUUGCCGCGAAGGACAAUCAAAAUAAUCAAAAUAAGGCGCAGCAACCGAGGCCACCACUCUGACUGCAAGCACAAGUGCCUUCUUUUUUACGGAAAAAAAGUGCUCACUUUAAUUAUGUGAAGUGAUUUUUAGACUAAUUCAUUGUUCUGCAUUUGGUCCUCGAGUAGAAAAGAAUAUUUAUUAUAUAUUUCCACGAAAAGGUCCCCUUUAAUUUGAGUUAAAUAUUUGACUUUGAAAAUUAUAUAUUUAAUGUAUGAAUGAUCUUUUUAUAUAAUAAUUUUGCGUUUAUUACGUUAAAAAGUAUAUCGAGUGUUUUAUGUCCGCUUUUAAAUUUAUUAAAAAUAAAAUUUAAA
Molecule: messenger RNA, 885 nt
Organism: Neocloeon triangulifer
Lineage: Eukaryota; Metazoa; Arthropoda; Insecta; Ephemeroptera; Baetidae
Exons: 3
Coding region: 229-594 (121 amino acids)
Source: RefSeq, a predicted model, not a curated record